Messenger RNA from Saimiri boliviensis boliviensis (Bolivian squirrel monkey), 6101 nucleotides. RefSeq names its product LIM domain 7 (gene LMO7). Gene Ontology annotation, biological process: regulation of signaling; regulation of cell adhesion. Lineage: Eukaryota; Metazoa; Chordata; Mammalia; Primates; Cebidae. Gene Ontology annotation, molecular function: protein binding. The record is from RefSeq and is a predicted model, not a curated record.
GCGGGGAGGACGGCGGCGGCGCAGCGACUUUUGAAGUCCAAACUGUCGUCGGGGCCGGAGCCGCGCGCUGCCUCUGGGCGCCCGCUUCGCCUCCUGCGUCCUGCCAGGCUGCCCGGGUCCUAGCGGACCUUGGGUCGCUUUCAGGAGUUUAGAGAACGCCAGGUCUUCACGUUCUUGUGAGUUCGAGAUCUUAACGAACUGCAGAACGCAACAAAGGGAACGAGAAGCCGGGCGCCCUCGCAGCCGGAGCCUGGCGGCGGCGCGCGAACCCUCCCCGCCAGUGGGGCCCAGACGCACCGGGACACCCCCGCCCCUCCAGGCACCCACUGAGUCUCUCUCCCCCUCCCUUGUCCUAGCCAUGGAAGGGCUGGAGGAGGCGGAGGCCGACUGCUCCGUGGCGUUCGCCGAGGCUCAGAGAUGGGUGGAGGCAGUAACAGAGAAGAAUUUUGAAACAAAAGAUUUUCGAGCCUCUCUAGAAAACGGUGUUCUGCUGUGUGAUUUGAUUAAUAAGCUUAAACCUGGCAUCAUUAAGAAGAUCAAUAGACUGUCUACACCAAUAGCAGGACUGGAUAAUAUAAACGUUUUCUUGAAAGCUUGUGAACAGAUUGGAUUGAAAGAAGCCCAGCUUUUCCAUCCUGGAGAUCUACAGGAUUUAUCAAAUCGAGUCACUGUCAAGCAAGAAGAGACUGAUAGGAGAGUAAAAAAUGUUUUGAUAACAUUGUACUGGCUGGGAAGAAAAGCACAAAGUGACCCCUACUAUAAUGGUCCCCAUCUUAAUUUGAAAGCAUUUGAGAAUCUUUUAGGACAAGCCUUGACAAAGGCACUCGAAGACUCCAGCUUCCUAAAAAGAAGUGGCAGGGACAGUGGCUACGGUGACAUCUGGUGUCCUGAACGUGGAGAAUUUCUUGCUCCUCCAAGGCACCAUAAGAGAGAAGAUUCCUUUGAAAGCUUGGACUCUUUGGGUUCUAGGUCAUUGACAAGCUGCUCCUCUGAUAUCACGUUGAGAGGGGGACGUGAAGGUUUUGAAAGUGACACAGAUUCUGAAUUUACAUUCAAGAUGCAGGAUUAUAAUAAAGAUGAUAUGUCUUAUCGAAGGAUUUCGGCUGUUGAGCCAAAGACGGCGUUACCUUUCAAUCGCUUUUUACCCAACAAAAGUAGACAGCCAUCCUAUGUACCAGCACCUCUGAGGAAGAAGAAGCCGGACAAACAUGAGGAUAACAGGAGAAGCUGGGCAAGCCCAGUUUAUACAGAAGCAGAUGGAACAUUUUCAAGUAAUCAGAGGAGGACUUGGGGCACCAGUGUGGAGAACUGGCCAACUGUACACGGAACUUCAAAGUCCUCUUGUUACUUGGAAGAGGAAAAAGCAAAGACAAGGAGCAUACCCAACAUUGUAAAGGAUGAUCUUUAUGUGCGCAAGCUAAGUCCAGUCAUGCCAAACCCAGGGAAUGCUUUUGAUCAGUUUCUUCCCAAAUGUUGGACCCCUGAAGAUGUGAACUGGAAAAGAAUAAAAAGGGAAACUUAUAAGCCAUGGUAUAAGGAAUUUCAGGGAUUCAGUCAGUUUUUACUGCUUCAGGCCCUCCAAACAUACUCUGAUGACAUCUUGUCUUCUGAAACACAUACCAAAAUUGAUCCCACUUCUGGCCCAAGGCUCAUAACCCGCAGGAAGAAUCUCUCUUAUGAACCAGGCUAUAGGAGAGAUGACUUCGAGAUGGCAGCCCUGGUUCCUGACUUAGAGAAUGAUGAUUUCUUUGUCAGAAAGACUGGGGCUUUCCAUGCAAAUCCAUAUGUUCUCCGAGCUUUUGAAGACUUUAGAAGGUUCUCUGAGCAAGAUGAUUCUGUAGAACGAGAUAUAAUUUUACAGUGCAGAGAAGGUGAACUUGUUCUUCCGGAUUUGGAAAAAGAUGAUAUGAUUGUUCGCCGAAUUCCAGCGCAGAAGAAAGAAGUGCCGCUGUCUGGGGCCCCAGACAGAUAUCACCCAGUCCCUUUCCCUGAACCGUGGACUCUUCCUCCAGAAAUGCAAGCAAAAUUUCUCUGUGUACUUGAAAGGACAUGCCCAUCCAAAGAAAAAAGUAAUAGUUGUAGAAUAUUAGUUCCCUCCUAUCGGCGGAAGAAAGAUGACAUGCUGACGCGUAAGAUUCAGUCGUGGAAACUGGGAACCACGGUAUCUCCCAUCAGUUUCACCCCUGGCCCCUGCAGUGAGGCUGAUAUGCAGAGAUGGGAGGCCAUCCGGGAGGCCAGCAGACUUAGGCACAAGAAAAGGCUGAUGGUGGAGAGACUCUUUCAAAAGAUUUAUGGUGAGAAUGGGAGUAAGUCCAUGAGUGAUGUCAGCGCAGAGGAUGUUCAAAACUUGCGUCAGCUUCGUUACGAGGAGAUGCAGAAAUUAAAAUCACAAUUAAAAGAACAAGAUCAGAAAUGGCAGGAUGACCUUGCAAAAUGGAAAGAUCGUCGAAAAAGUUACACUUCAGAUCUGCAGAAGAAAAAAGAAGAGAGGGAAGAAAUUGAAAAGCAGGCACUUGAGAAGUCUGAGAGAAGCUCUAAGACGUUUAAGGAAAUGCUCCAGGACAGGGAAUCCCAAAAUCAAAAGUCUACAGUUUCAUCGAGGAGGAGAAUGUAUUCUUUUGAUGAUGUGCUGGAUGAGGAAGAGCGACCCCCCACACUGACGAUGUCAGAAGCAAGUUACCAAAGUGAGAUAGUAGAAGAGAAGGGAACAACUUAUCCUUCAGAAAUUCCUAAAGAAGAUACUGCCAUUUUUGCAAAAAGAGGGGACAGUGUAACUACUGACAUUCAGCUUCCUUCUCAAAGUCCCAUGGAGGAACAAUGUCCAGCCUCUUUGUCUUCUCUGCGUUCACUGAGCACACAAAUGGAGUUGACUCGUGUUUCAGCUUCUCUCCCCAGAAUUUACCAGAAAACUGAUCCAGCCAGGUUAACAUCUGUGGUCACACCAAGACCUUUUGGCUCUCAGACAAGGGGAAUCUCAUCACUCCCCAGAUCUUACACGAUGGAUGAUGCUUGGAAGUAUAAUGGAGAUGUCGAAGACAUUAAGAGAACUCAAAACAGUGUGGUCAGCACCCCUGCACCAAACCUGGACGCAAGCCAACUGGCUUCAAGCUCAUCUAGCCGGAAAGAGGUAGCUGCAACAGAAGAAGAUGUGACGAGGCUGCCCUCUCCCACAUCCCCCUUCUCAUCUCUUUCCCAAGACCAGGCUGCCACUUCUAAAGCCACAUUGUCUUCCACCUCUGGCCUUGAUUUAAUGUCUGAAUCUGGAGAAGGGGAAAACUCCCCCCAAAGGGAAGUCUCAACAACCCAGGAUCAGUUCAGUGAUAUGAGAAUCAGCAUAAACCAGACGCCUGGGAAGAGUCUUGACUUUGGGUUUACAAUAAAAUGGGAUAUUCCUGGGCUCUUCAUAGCAUCAGUUGAAGCAGGUAGCCCAGCAGAAUUUUCUCAGCUACAGGUAGAUGAUGAAAUUAUUGCUAUUAACAACAUCAAGUUUCCGUAUAAGGAUACAAAAAAGUGGGAGGAAACCAUGGCUAAAGCUCAAGAAACUGGAAACCUAGUGAUGGAUGUGAGGCGCUAUGGAAAGGCUGGUUCACCUGAAACAAAGUGGAUUGAUGCAACUUCUGGAAUUUACAACUCAGAAAAAUCUUCAAAUCUGUCUGUAACAACUGAUUUCUCCGAAAGCCUUCAGAGUUCUAAUAUUGAAUCCAAAGAAAUCAAUGGAAUUCAUGAUGAAAGUGAUGCUUUUGAAUCAAAAGCAUCUGAAUCCAUUUCUUUGAAAAACUUAAAAAGGCGAUCACAAUUUUUUGAACAAGGAAGUUCCGAUUCUGUGGUUCCUGAUCUUCCAGUUCCAACCGUCAGUGCCCCGAGCCGCUGGGUGUGGGAUCAAGAGGAGGAGCGGAAGCGGCAGGAGAGGUGGCAGAAGGAACAGGACCGCCUACUGCAGGAAAAAUAUCAACGUGAGCAGGAGAAACUGAGGGAAGAGUGGCAAAGGGCCAAACAGGAGGCGGAGAGAGAGAAUUCCAAGUACUUGGAUGAGGAACUGAUGGUCCUAAACUCAAACAGCAUGUCUCUGACCACACGGGAGCCCUUUCUUGCCACCUGGGAAACCACCUGGAGUGAAGGGUCCAAGUCUUCAGACAGGGAAGGAACCCGAGCAGGAGAAGAGGAGAGGAGACAGCCACAAGAGGAAGUUGUUCAUGAGGACCAAGAAAAGAAGCCACAGGAUCAACUUAUUCUUGAGGGAGAGAGGAAACGGGAGCAGCAGCUUCAGGAAGAGCAGGAGCGGAAGCAGCGGCUUCAGGAAGAGCAGGAGCGGAAGCAGCGGCUUCAGGAAGAGCAGGAGCGGAAGCAGCGGCUUCAGGAAGAGCAGGAGCGGAAGCGGCUUCAGGAAGAGCAGGAGCGGAAGCGGCUUCAGGCUGAGGCUGAGGAGCAGAAGCACCCUGCGGAGGAGCAGAAGCACCAGGCAGAGAGAGAGCGGGAAACAUCAGUCAGAAUAUACCAGUACAGGAGGCCCGUUGAUUCCUAUGACAUACUGAAGAGAGAAGAAGAAUCUUCAGGUUUUCUUCCUGGUGACAGGGAUAAAUCCAGAUCUACUACUGGACUGGAUAAUUACUCCACAAAUGAAAAUGGAAGCAAUAAAUAUUUAGAACGAAUUGGGAACACAACGACCUCACAGAGGAGUUCCAAGAAAGAGCAAGUACCGUCAGAAGCAGAGUUGGAGAGGCAACAAAUCCUUCAGGAAAUGAGGAAGCGAACACCCCUUCACAAUGACAACAGCUGGAUCCGACAACGCAGUGCUAGUGUCAACAAAGAUCCUAUUUGUGUUCCUGGGGUCAUGAGAAGAGGCGAAUCUUUAGGUAACCUGGACUCCCCCAGAUCCAAUUCUUGGAGACAGCCCCCUUGGCUCAAUCAGCCCACAGGAUUCUAUGCUUCUUCCUCCGUGCAAGACUUUAGUCGCCUACCGCCUCAGCUGGUGUCCACAUCAAAUCGUGCCUACAUGCGGAACCCCUCCUCCAGCGUGCCCCCGCCUUCAGCCAGCCCUGUGAAGACCUCCACCACAGGUGUGGCCGCCACACAGUCCCCCACCCUGAGAAGUCACUCCCCUUCAGCAUCACAGGCAGGCUCUCAGCUGCGCAACAGGUCAGUCAGUGGGAAGCGCAUAUGCUCCUACUGCAAUAACAUUCUGGGCAAAGGAGCCGCCAUGAUCAUCGAGUCCCUGGGUCUUUGUUAUCAUUUGCAUUGUUUUAAGUGUGUUGCCUGUCAGUGUGACCUCGGAGGCUCUUCCUCAGGAGCCGAAGUUAGAAUCAGAAACCACCAACUGUACUGCAAUGACUGCUAUCUCAGAUUCAAAUCUGGACGGCCAACCGCCAUGUGAUGUAAGCCUCCAUACGAAAGCACUGUUGCAGAUAGAAGAAGAGGUGGUUGCUGCUGACGUAGAUCUAUAAAUAUGUGUUGUAUGUCUUUUUUGCUUUUUUUUAAAAAAAAAUAACUUUUUUUUUGCCUCUUUAGAUUACAUAGAAAUGUUGUAGUCUUGGUAGAACUUGUAGUUUUGUUGUUUAUUUAUAAGGUAAUUAUGUGUGGGGAAAAGUGCAGUAUUGUUGAAUUCAGCAUCUUAAAAGCACAAGGAGAAAAAAUAAGAACUUAAGAAUAUUUUUGAGGCAGAUAAUGAUCUAGUUUGACUUUCUAGUUAAUGGUGUUUUGAAGAGGAUAUUUUAUUGUUUUUUUUUAAAAAGGUUCUUAAACAUUAUUUGAAAUAGUUAAUAUAAAUAUGUCAUUGCAUUUGCUCUGUUUAUUAUAAUGUAUUCUAAAUUAAUGCAGAACCAUAUGGAAAAUUUCGGUAAAAUCUAUCCCCAAAUGUGCUUUCUGUAUCCUUCCUUCUACCUAUGUAUUCUGAUUUUUAAAAAUUUAGCUAAUGUACCAUUUAUUUGCUUGAUGAGGGAGCUCUAUUUUCUUUACCAGAAAUGUUGCUAAGUAAUUCCCGAUAGAAAGCUGCUUAUUUUCAUUAAUGAAAAAUAACCAUGGUUUGUAUACUAGAAGUCUUCUCCAGAAACUGGUGAGCCUUUCUGUUCAACUGCAUUUGUAAAUAAACUUGCUGAUGCAUUUAA